This is a messenger RNA of Closterium sp. Naga37s-1, 468 nucleotides long. The record is from the annotation of a GenBank genome assembly. NCBI's taxonomy places the organism in Eukaryota, Viridiplantae, Streptophyta, Zygnematophyceae, Desmidiales, Closteriaceae.
AUGACGAAGAAGGUCCGUAAGGCGAUCACCGUGAAGGAGAAGCUGCACUGGUUGAAGAUGCAGGACUCUCAGCCCGACCUGGAGAAUCGCGCGUUGGCGAAGCUCGCGAAGGUGCAGCCCUGCCAGAUCCGCGAAUGGAGGAAGAUGAAGGAGCGGCUGGAGGUCGCAUCUAGCUGCCGCCGUCGCCUCAUGGGAUCUGGCCGCAAGGCGAAGUACCCGUUCAUGGAACGGGCGGUCUACCGCCACUUCCUUAACCACCGGGCGAAGGGCCUCGCCCCGGCAGAGGAGGAUGUGGCCGCACAGGAGGAGGCGGAGGCGGCGGCGGCGGCGGAAGAGGAGGAGUGGAACACGCCUGAAGAAGGCGAGGAGGCGGGAGUGUACAACGAGGAUGAUGAGGAGUGGUGGCAUGCCGGCCGCUAUGACGGCGAGGAGUGUGAGGAAUGGGUUGCUGGGGACGAUGAGGACUAG